AUGCCACCACGUCGGAAACGUCGCUCAGACCAAAUCUCUGGUGACCCCACCGAAUCAGAACCUGAACCGGCUCGAAGACGGCAUGCAACAAUCGCCACCACUUCGGGGUCGGCCACCUACUCCUCAGACUCGGGCAGCACAUACUCUUCCGCCUCUGGAGAAGAAGGACAACCGAUAGAGAAGAUUCUCAUCAAAAAACUCGUCCGUCUGGCUUUAGCCACAGAGUAUUCCCGUACCCCCUUGCGGCGAAGCGACAUCUACCAAAAGAUAUGGAAGGAUGCAGAUAUCACGGGAGGGCGGGCUUCUCACCAAAGGGUCUUCGAGGGCGCCCAGCGAGUGCUGCAGGAUGUCUUCGGCAUGCAGUUGAUGGAACUCCCUUCCAAGGAAAAGACGACGCUGAAGGAUCGCCGUGCAAAAGUUUCGCAGACAAAGUCUUCGAGCAGUACCACCAGGUCUUACAUACUGGUCUCCACCCUCCCGCCCGAGUUGAAACAGAAUCCUCUGAUCGUAAAGCCCACACGGGCCCCCAAUGAAGCCGUCGAAGGCAGCUAUAUUGCCCUCUACACAGUUGUCCUGGCUCUGAUCUACUUCAAUGACAAAGCGCUUCCGGACCAAAAGCUAGGACGUUAUCUUCAGCGCUUUAACGCCGACGUCUAUACGCCAGUGGGCAACAAAGAGAAGCUACUCAACAGGAUGAUGAAGGAUGGAUAUAUUGAUAAGCGUAAGGAUACGACUACUGGCGAAGAAAUAAUCGAAUGGAUACCGGGGCCGAGAGGCAGGGUCGAGGUUGGGGUGAAUGGUGUAGUGGGGUUGGCGAAGGCUGUGUAUGGCUUUGGAGAAGCGCCUCUCCCUGGAGAACCUCGACCAAAUUAUCAACGUCCGCAGCAGGACGAGGUUGAGAACGAAGACCCCGACCAAGAAGAAGCUGUCGGCCUAGUGAACAUUACCGAAAAGCAACUCGACGCCAAACUCUCAAGGAGUCUUGGCGUAAAGAUUGGAGAGAGUGAUGCGGUGGAGGAUGUCGAGGACGAAGUCGAUGACAUCGUGUUUGAUAUGGGAGAUGAGGAGGCCGACGGUAACGUGCCGCCCAGCCCGUCGAUACCGGAAGGACAGAGCUCCAGACCCAACACGUCUGGUAGACAAGGUCAAGCCAGCGGAAGAAGGAAUGCGCGAGAAGUCGAUGACCACGAUGACGGGCAGCCUGGACCGUCGAGGCCGAGAGGUCAGAGGUCCAGACCCGACGAGCACGAGGACGUACAGUCUCGGUCAACGAGAGGUGGAAGCCAGAGAGUUGAACCCAGUACGACUAGCAGAAACCAAAAUCAAGGCGGCAGAAGAACAAGAAAUACACGACAAGACAACGAUAGCAACGAAGAAGAAGAGGAGGAUGCUGCCGAGGCCGAAAUCGUACAGCCCAGAUCGUCGAGAAAGGGAAAACAGAGGGCUUGA
Fonsecaea erecta is the source of this 1449-nucleotide messenger RNA. RefSeq lists its product as hypothetical. Gene Ontology annotation, biological process: DNA repair. Lineage: Eukaryota; Fungi; Ascomycota; Eurotiomycetes; Chaetothyriales; Herpotrichiellaceae. The transcript has a single exon. The coding region runs from base 1 to 1449 and encodes 482 amino acids. The record is from RefSeq and is a predicted model, not a curated record. Gene Ontology annotation, cellular component: nucleus.